GCCCUGUUAAUGUCGCUGUAUUCAGUCAAGCGAAGAAGAAAAAUCCGCCAAGAUGUCAUCAUUCGGCUGUUUCAAGGGCAUGCUGGUGGAGUGCGAUGCAGCAAUGAAGGAGUACUUAAUCUGGGUCAAUGAGAAAGAAGGUACCAAGUUUAUAAUCAACUCAGAACUGGAUGAAACACACAUUCUCAUCGACCCCAGUAGGAAGGAGUAUGUAAAAAGCAAGAUGGACUACCUGAUGAAUCAGCUCAGUUUCUCUCCUCUCGAGCACGAAGCGCGACAAGAGGAACAGAAUAGGCGAUACGGGCGCAAAUAAGACUAUCUGGUAUACAAGUAUACCUAAUUGCGGUACGAUAAUACUACCCUAUGUCUUCGUACUUCGGGAGGAUUGCAAAAUCAGAUAUGUGGCUGUUUCACGCGGUCGUACUUCAAACUAUAUGCAAGGGUUUAGCUGCUGUGCAUUUCUUCUGCAGUGCAAGCGAGUCUAGUUCGUAAAGUUGUAGUCACCUAUAUAGUCUACCAUCGCAGUCGAUAGGUAGGUGCUGCUAGAAUGAGGUGGAAGCAAUGUUUCACUUGUUUGACAGUAUGUGCAUCAAAGGCUGGAAGUGGACUGCAAUAGCUUGUAAUAGUGAUCGCCAGCCUGCCUACGACUGUACGGACGUUAAGCGCACAAGCGGGGAGCUAUAACGCUUAAAUAGUUUAAAGCAGUAUGAAUGCAUAUGAUCUCAUUCUGGUCGACAGGUGGAUUUGCAUAGCCGUAUGAAUUCACAGUGAUAGUUCUAUCCCGAGUUGAGUAGACGCGACAUUGCAUAAGCUAGGGUGAACAAUUCCGUUGAAGUAUAACGACUGGGGCAAGCAUCGUCGCUGACUUCUCCGACUUAAGAUCGGUGCAACAGGAGAGCACACAUACUAUUUGCUUUGGACAAAGAAUCUGAGAUUGGAAUGCUGAUGGCAGUGCACUCUUAUGACUAAUAAGAUUGAAAAUGCAAGAGCAACGCGUAUCUAUAUACAAAGGCAACAAAGUGUCCUGCGUUUGCAAAUACUCGCAAUGGUAUUGAAUUGGCAGAAUUUGCCACGGCAUAUAUUCGAUCGGAUUAUUCCAGGUUUUCAAUUUUUCCCAGUGUACGUUCAGUCGGGUCUCGUUCCAAUCAGUAUAGGUGUGUGUUCAUUGCAUAAGACAUUUUGAUCUGGUAUUGACAGAUGUUGACAAGCUGAUAGUCCAUAGAUUAAGUACGCCCAAUCUAAUCGACUCCGAUAUUCAUCUGCUCAGUACGAUAGAAUUCUUGGAGCGACAUGGUGAUGAUUAGUACUACUUACUGUAUGACACAUACAAUAAUUCAUCCAUCGGAAUGAAGGCAUAGCCAUUACGAUACAUUGUAAAUUGGAUGCAAUAAAAUUGAAUACAGAAG
Molecule: messenger RNA, 1406 nt
Organism: Sphaeroforma arctica JP610
Lineage: Eukaryota; Ichthyosporea; Ichthyophonida
Exons: 2
Coding region: 53-313 (86 amino acids)
Biological process (GO): transcription initiation at RNA polymerase II promoter; nucleotide-excision repair; transcription by RNA polymerase II
Cellular component (GO): transcription factor TFIIH core complex; transcription factor TFIIH holo complex
Source: RefSeq, a predicted model, not a curated record